AUGCAGCGCUCGCAGGAUGAGGCUGCUCUCACUGCCGGGGAAGCGGAAUCCUUCAAGGAACAAGGAAACGCAUACUAUGCCAAGAAAGACUAUAACGAAGCGUACAACUAUUACACGAAAGCCAUAGACACCUGUCCCAACAACGCCAGCUACUACGGGAACAGAGCUGCCACGCUCAUGAUGCUGGGGAGGUUCCGCGAGGCGCUGGCCGACGCUCAGCAGUCCGUCAGGCUGGACGACAGCUUCGUAAGGGGCCACCUCCGGGAAGGCAAGUGCCAUCUGUCCCUAGGCAAUGCCAUGGCUGCCAGCCGCUGCUUUCAACGGGUUUUAGAACUGGAUCACAAGAAUACGCAGGCACAGCAAGAGCUGAAAAACGCCAGUACUGUCCUUGAGUAUGAAAAAAUAGCUGAAGUGGAUUUUGAGAAACGAGAUUUCAGGAAGGUCGUGUUUUGCAUGGAUCGUGCUUUGGAGUUUGCUCCCGCUUGUCACCGGUUCAAGAUCCUGAAGGCUGAAUGUUUAGCGUUGCUGGGUCGCUACCCAGAAGCACAGUCCGUAGCAAGCGACAUACUGCGAAUGGACUCAACAAACGCAGACGCGCUGUAUGUCCGUGGCCUCUGCCUUUACUACGAGGACUGCAUCGAGAAGGCAGUGCAGUUCUUCGUGCAGGCGCUCCGGAUGGCCCCGGAUCACGAGAAAGCGUGUCUCGCCUGUCGUAAUGCCAAAGCACUUAAAGCAAAAAAAGAAGAUGGGAAUAAAGCCUUCAAAGAAGGAAACUACAAACUAGCAUAUGAACUGUACACAGAAGCGUUAGGAAUAGACCCAAAUAACAUAAAAACAAAUGCCAAACUCUACUGUAACCGGGGGACGGUUAAUUCAAAGCUUAGGAAACUUGAAGAAGCAAUAGAUGACUGCACAAAUGCGGUAAAACUGGAUGAAACGUAUAUCAAAGCAUACUUGAGGAGAGCACAAUGUUAUAUGGACACAGAACAGUAUGAAGAUGCUGUAAGAGACUAUGAAAAAGUUUAUCAGACAGAAAAAACAAAAGAACACAAGCAACUUCUAAAGAAUGCACAGGUAGAACUGAAGAAGAGCAAACGGAAAGACUACUAUAAAAUCCUUGGAGUUGACAAAAAUGCCUCCGAAGAUGAGAUCAAGAAGGCUUACAGGAAAAGAGCACUUAUGCAUCACCCAGACCGACACAGUGGAGCAAGCGCAGAAGUACAAAAGGAAGAGGAGAAGAAAUUCAAAGAGGUUGGAGAGGCCUUUACCAUCCUGUCAGAUCCCAAGAAGAAGGCUCGCUACGACAGCGGGCAGGAUCUAGAAGAGGAUGGACUGAACAUGGGAGAUUUUGAUGCAAAUAAUAUCUUCAAGGCCUUCUUUGGUGGGCCGGGCGGCUUCAGUUUUGAAGCUUCUGGGCCAGGAAAUUUCUUUUUCCAGUUUGGCUAAAAAAAAAAAAAAAACUCCACAUACCUGAUCUGCUUAUUUUAACCUUGAAUAUGGACAUACUUAGACUCCUUCCUUCAUCAUGUCUCAUUGUACUUAGAGCAGUUUCAUUUUCUCGGUUGGAGACCUCUUGUUUUGUGUGCUUUUGUGUGUGAAGAGGAAACCAGCCCGGGGAGGGGAAGGCUUGUGAAUUUGGUUUUACUGUUAACUUUAUUAAAAAAAAAAAAGAAAACAAACAAUAAUAAUAAUAAUAAUAAAGCUUUGAAUCUUUCGGUCCCUCCAUGCUGGCCCAUGCUUUCAGACUGAGGGGGUUUCCUUGGAGUCCUCUCCGUGGCAUCUUGGCCUGCAGGAGGGUGAAGCCAUCUGCUUGUUCUGGUUGGCUCCAAAGUGUGGUGUGGCAGCAUGUCUAGGGCUUGUAGCAAUUCAUAAGUUCUUUCAACCUUCUGGAAAUACCGCUAAGAUUCAGUCAAGUUUGAUAGAAUUGCAUUUUUUUUUUUAACCUGCCAGCUGUUGUUUCUUUUUUGCCAUGAUUCUACCAGAACGGUACACAUGGGCAUUAACUUAAGUGGUAGUGUGUGAAGUUAACACUUACAUAUCAGAGAAGCACUUCUUUGGGUUGAAAAGGGCAGCUUAUGUGAGAAUUCCCUGUGGUGCAGCUGGAAUGAAGGGCUUUGUGUUUCCACUCAACCGUCGUCUUUAAGGGAACACGCAAUUUGCUCUGGGCUGAAUUUCUUCAUCGGAUCUUUUUUGGUUUAAUCCACUUGAACCUUUGAUAUUUGUGCUAAAACUUGAGUUUAUGGCUUAAAAACUUCAUGUUUGAUUUCAUGUACUGAUCCAUAACUUGGACGAGCUCUUUCUAGCUUUGAGGACGUGUAAAGUCAUAUUCAGGUAAUUAACUGAAAAGGGUUACUCUGUGCGUGUGCCACGCUGUGUUCUCAUGACGUUUACAGCAACUGUACAAAUACGUUAAAUUAAUAAGUAGUUUUCAAAUCCAAGUAAUUUACUCUUUGGAAGAAGCAAGAAAAUGCACAAACUUGGAACUGGCGCUCUGCAACUUGCUUCUCUUGCACCACGGCAGGGAACGGCCGGCGCGGUGAGGCUGGAGCUGUGGGCAGUGAACGCUGCUGUAUUUUUCCCUGCAAGUGUCGUGUUGUAGCAGGAGAUAAGCCGAGGAGGUCUCUGCUUCCAGCAUUCUCCUCCGUUUCUCCUGUAGAGUGGAGGGCCGAGCCGGAGCCGCUGUUGGCUGCGCCGAGGCGGCGCGCGGGGCCGGCAGAGCGCGGGGCUUGCGCCCGUUGCUGCUCGGGCCAGGGUCUUUCAGAGGCGUCGCUGUGUCCGGAGUGUCUUCAGCCGACCCCGGUAGCGUAGGGACCCUCGAGGGUGGAAUUUUGCCUGGCUGGAUGAAACGGAUGUGCUUUGGAGUACACGCAAGGCGUUUUCCUAGGGAAACCUGCCACUAGCUUUUAUAUAACAUCUGACUCGACUCCUUACCGUUGGGGAAAGGGAUUGCAAUGACUUCAUUGCAUGAACUCGUUCUCGUGAGUGCUCAUAUCUGUCUUCCUUCCUCCUGAGGGCUGUACUUGUCCUCUCGACUUGGACAGAGUGGCUAGACUGC
Nothoprocta perdicaria is the source of this 3055-nucleotide messenger RNA. It is a transcript of the gene DNAJC7, whose product is annotated as DnaJ heat shock protein family (Hsp40) member C7. The coding region runs from base 1 to 1446 and encodes 481 amino acids. The record is from RefSeq and is a predicted model, not a curated record. Lineage: Eukaryota; Metazoa; Chordata; Aves; Tinamiformes; Tinamidae. The transcript has 14 exons. Gene Ontology annotation, molecular function: protein binding.